Messenger RNA from Aspergillus aculeatinus CBS 121060, 878 nucleotides. RefSeq lists its product as uncharacterized. The transcript has a single exon. Lineage: Eukaryota; Fungi; Ascomycota; Eurotiomycetes; Eurotiales; Aspergillaceae. The coding region runs from base 306 to 785 and encodes 159 amino acids. The record is from RefSeq and is a predicted model, not a curated record.
CGGAUAUGACGGGAUCUUGAGGUUCUACACUUGCUUACUGCAACCGUACAGUAACAAUGUACAUCUACGGGAAGCAUCUCGUCAUUCACUUCGCAGUGACCUUCAAGUUAUAUAUAUUCGAAACAUAAUAGACCAUCACGGGUGUGCUAAGUGGGGGUGAAUCCGUCACUGAGUGAGUGGUAGUGCGCUUACAUUGGAGUAAAAUCAGUACUUCUCAGAUGUUGAUCUCCUAACUAUAAGUCAACCAUGCCCCGGACCUAGUAGCUCAGAGCCAUAACCAGACCAAGACCAGCAUUAGUCCACCCAUGGCAGCGAGAGUUUUACUGCGUACGGAGUAUAGUGUCAUCGAAUCAGCAACCCCAUUCCUCAAAUAUGAAUCCUCAAGCACAGCAUGCAACUGGAACACCCGCGAUGCACCCGACUACUCCCAGAACUUGACUGGUCAAACAGCCCUCUCCCUCUCCCCUCUUACCCCGACACCAUCCUCCCCAUCCCAUCAACCACCUGGUAAAACACCUUUAUCUCUCUCUCUCUCUCUCUAUCUCAACUUAGCCCCUCCCCUACCCCUCCCUCAUCUCUAUUGCUCUAUCAACAACCCAAUUCUCACCCGUCACACCAAUUAUGUAAAAAUCUUCAUACCCACGUAUACUCACUCACAAAGAGAAGAAAGGUUCCAGACGGCCCACCCACCCGCUCCAGACCUCUCUCUCUCUCAUUCCAAGCGUCCAAGCCAAGAAUCUCGAUCCCAUCACCAACCUUCUAACACAUUCCCCAGAGUAGACUAGUUAGUACUGAAGAUCGGGUAUACGUACAUUCCCAUCCACCCACAACCCACAACCCGACUCAACCUUACUUAUUACCCUGCCUGCCUGCCUGCU